GCUGGCCGAAGGCUGUCUGCCCGUCCAUUAUGGUUUCAGCAAAAUUGGAGUCUAUUCUUGUAAAUGGUUCGAGCUGCUGAACAGGAGAAACUAGAAAGGCCGAAGAAUGGCCACCGACAUUUUCUCCCCCUCGUGUUUGAAUGUUUGACGACGUAGAAGGAAGUGGACAUCGAUCCUCAAGGUCAGGUGCCGACCAUGUCUCUCCUUAACCUCCGCCUUAUAAUCAAGAGAUGUGCACCUGUCUUCUGCUUCCGCGAUGUCCAAUCGCCCGUCACCACAUUCUUCUUCCCCUCUCUCUGUUUCACAAGGUUGGACCAAGAAUCCCACUACCCAAGUCCUGUCCUCUCUUCAUGGGCCGUCGCCACCACUCCUCCAUCACCUAUAAUUCCCAUUUAAAUAAGUGUUCCUCUCUAAGAGAGCUCAAAAUGAUUCAUGCCCAAAUAGUCACCAGCGGUCUCUCCUCGAACCUGUCGUUGGCAACGAAGCUAAUCAGUGUUUCGAACUCAGUGGCCGUUAGAAUGGACUACGCACGUCAAGUGUUCGAUGCAAUGCCUGAGAAAGAUGUCUUUAUAUGGAACACUGUCAUCAGAGGUUAUGCUGAUUCCGGGCCAUGCAAAGAAGCACUUGUUCUUUACUGUCAGAUGCACAGGGAUGGUCGGCAUCCAGACCAUUUCACUUUUCCGUUCGUGGUUCGUUCAUGUGGUGUGCUAUCGGCUCUUUUUUUGGGGAAGCAGGCCCACUGCAAUGCCAUUAAGAAUUGCUUCGAUUAUGAUAUCUUUGUCCAGACAUCGUUAGUGGCAAUGUAUUGUCAGUGUGGGGAUGUCGACAAUGCUAAGUUGAUUUUCAAUGAGAUGGAGUUGAAAAACACAGCCUCCUGGACGGCUAUGAUUGCUGGUUACGUGCAAAAUGCAUAUUUUAGCGACGCCUUGGUACUCUUCCAUCAGAUGUUGGAAUCAGAAGUAAGGCCGAAUUCGAUCACGUUGGUGAGCAUUCUUCCUGCUUGUGCAAAUACGGAUCAACUCUACCAAGGAAUGCUGAUUCAUGCUUAUGCAUUUAAGCUAGGUUUGGAUGCAGAUAUUUCAUUUAUCAACACUUUGAUCUCUAUGUAUUCAAAGUGUAAGAAUGUUGAUAUUUCCAGGUCCUUGUUUGAUAGGAUGGAGUUUAGAAAUUUAGUUUCCUGGAAUUCCAUGAUCGCCGCUUACGAGAAUAAUGAUCAGCCCAGGAAAGCUCUCAAGCUUUUCAGGCGAAUGAAGACAGAGGGGGUUAACUUUGAUUACAUAACAAUGGUUAGUGUAAUUUCUGCCUGUGCUAAGUUGGGGGCUCUAAAUACAGGAAGACGAGUGCAUGAGCUGGUAGAAAUGAAGGGGCUCAGUUCCAACCCCUCCAUUACCCAUGCACUUCUGGACAUGUAUGCGAAGUGUGGCAGUGUAGAAUUGGCACGUAAAGUAUUCGACAGCUUAAAUGAGAAAACUGUGGUAUCUUGGAGCUCUAUGAUUGGGGCAUAUGCGGCACAUGGGCAUGGUUUGGAGGCUAUGUUGCUUUUCACUGACAUGCAUGGACAAGGAGUGAGACCAAAUGGAAUUACUUUCACAGCUAUUUUGACUGCGUGCAGUCAUGCAGGUCUUGUGGAAGAAGGUAAGAAGCAUUUUGAUGGCAUGACAAGGUAUUUUAACCUUGUACCUGGUGUUGAGCACUACACUUGUAUGGUGGACCUUCUUGGUCGUGCUGGACGGCUAGUUGAAGCAUAUGACUUCAUUCAGAAAAUGCCAAUCCAGCCCGAUGCUGAUGUUUGGGCAGCCCUUCUUGGUGCCUGUAGAAUUCAUCGCAAUCUGGAGAUCGCAGAGCUUGUGGCAGAAAAAAUCUCUUUGGAUCAUCAGACUAUUAACUAUUAUGUACUUUUGUCAAAUAUCUAUGCUGAAGCUGGUAGGUGGGAUGAUGUAGCUCGGUUAAGAAUGUUGAUAGAAAAGCGACAGCUGAGAAAGAUUCCUGGUCGAAGUUCAUUGGAGAUAAUAAAAGAUUCUAUGCAUUCCUCUCAGGUUAAAGGUUAUGCCUGUCAUGGAAGUAUAUAAGUGAAGUUGCAUCGUGAACUGUUUGGCUGGUUCCAUAUUGCAGAUUAUCUGCUUGAUACGCUUAAAUUGGGAGUCACAUAAUCUUCAGCCUCAGGGAAAGAUAAGCUAAAAAUAACAUGGUAUUUGAUGUAUUUAUGUCCAUUCCUCGUGAAACUGCUUUCAUCCACGCUCUUAUCAUCAGCGGUAAAUAUGAAGAGCAACUGCAGUGACAAGGAAUAGAUAGGAAUAGAAACUGAAUGAGAGAGAAGUCUUCUGCAUUUUUUGACAUGCUCAAAACCAUCAAAUUUCCACCAGUAUAUGGUCAUAUGCAUUGAAGAAAAAUUCUCCUACCAAGCUUACGAGUGCUUGUAAAAUUGCUUAUUGCCAGCAUGGAGGAAGUGGGAAUUGGAAAAUAUUGGCCAGUGUGAAGUCAUUAUUCCUUGGAUUUAUGAAGGCAAUUUUGUUUGAAACAGAAACCGAGUGAAAGCAGAAAGGUUAAGAAGGAACAUAUUGUAAAGACUCUGAUUCAGGGAUUGAAGCAAACAACAUGAGCUGUGUGAAUUUAAAGCUUCUUGCUGUGGCAUAUCUGAAGUACUUCUAAUGCAUGGAAGUGGAUAAGUCAGUGAAAAACUUGCAGUUUGAGCCUUCCUCUCUCUGUGUACUAUAUUUGUUUUGAUGGUAAUUGUUCAUAUGGUCAUAUGAAGGCACUAUUGAUUGGUUUACACGCUGGCCAAAAGGAGAACAGUAAAGAAGGAAGAUUUUGCAAAAGUUUGUCCAAAGAUUCUAUUCGAAGGUUGAAACAGACAAGAAGGCAGUACAGAUUCGAGCUUUUUGCCAAGGUGUUCUUGCGUACCUAGAGUAUUACAAACGGAUGGAAGUGGGGAGUUUCACAAAACAUGGAAUUUGAACCUUCCUCUUGCCAUGUAUUAUAUUUGUUUUGCAAGUUAUUGCUUAUGUGAAACUUUUAUUUUAAACCUCGCUAAACAAAAUUUUGGAUGCUGAAAUUCUUGAAAUAGAAGCACAAACAGUUGUAAUCCUUGUCGUCAGCAGGAAGUGCUUUAAUUAGCAUUCAUGGUUGAAAUACCGUUUAUUUU
Molecule: messenger RNA, 3142 nt
Organism: Nymphaea colorata (pocket water lily)
Lineage: Eukaryota; Viridiplantae; Streptophyta; Magnoliopsida; Nymphaeales; Nymphaeaceae
Product: putative pentatricopeptide repeat-containing protein At3g05240
Exons: 1
Coding region: 231-2069 (612 amino acids)
Biological process (GO): RNA modification
Molecular function (GO): RNA binding; protein binding
Source: RefSeq, a predicted model, not a curated record